AUGGACGCAUUUGAGCAGAUGGAGUUGCAGAGGCAACGCGAGGCUCGGCAGAGAAUAGUGGAACGUUUCCUCCGGCUGAUCCUGGUGGGAUUUGUUUUGGAUGCUUUGAAAGGCUCAGGAGAGGAUAGCACCAAGGAGGAUAAGAAAAAGAAAGGUAACAGUAAGAGCUCGGCCGGGUCCGAGGGUCUGAGCGUGAAGUCCAUCAAAGAGAAGGCCAACACGUAUGGUGGGCCAGCCGUGAUGUUUGCCUUUAUCGUUGCAAUGCUAGCAAUUCGUGCAGCUGAGGAAGGCUACCAUCCUGCUGACCAUGAUGAGCAUGAGUUCAACUACUACGAGGUCAUGGGCUUGACCAAAGGAGUAGAUCAGAUGGAGAUCCGCAAAGCGUACAAGGCGCUUGCCCUCAAGUAUCAUCCUGACAAGAAUCCUGACUGCUCAGAGUGUGCUGAGAAGUUUGGGAAGAUCUCCAAGGCAUAUGUCUGGCCCCAAGGAUUGCCAGCAGGCUGUGAUCACAUGUGUCCACCCAUGGAUGUUUUAAGGACACUUUGUCAAACCCAGAGGCACGAAAGGUUCCCCACCGCUGCCCAACUUCUCUCUUUUUUCGACUUGUUUGGCGCUGUUUGGUUGCUGAGAUGA
Messenger RNA from Durusdinium trenchii, 633 nucleotides. NCBI's taxonomy places the organism in Eukaryota, Dinophyceae, Suessiales, Symbiodiniaceae. The record is from the annotation of a GenBank genome assembly.